This is a messenger RNA of Lacerta agilis (Sand lizard), 1275 nucleotides long. It is a transcript of the gene MRPL23, whose product is annotated as mitochondrial ribosomal protein L23. Bases 59 to 520 code for a protein of 153 amino acids. Gene Ontology annotation, biological process: mitochondrial translation. The record is from RefSeq and is a predicted model, not a curated record. The transcript has 5 exons. Gene Ontology annotation, molecular function: structural constituent of ribosome. NCBI's taxonomy places the organism in Eukaryota, Metazoa, Chordata, Lepidosauria, Squamata, Lacertidae. Gene Ontology annotation, cellular component: mitochondrial large ribosomal subunit; ribosome.
GAUGUGCCCGCCCCUUCCGGGGUGACGAAAGCGUCGUAGGAGGAGGAGAUUGGGAAUCAUGGCCAGGCGAAUUCUAUAUCCCCUGUACCAGUAUGGAAAUCCUCAAACAAGGGUUUUCCGGACAGAUUACUUCUUGACAAUGGUGAGGCCUGGUGUUCCACAGCCAGAAGACACUGUGCAAUUCCGCAUCCCCAUGGAAAUGACAAGAGUGGAAUUGAAGGAUUACCUUGAAAGUAUAUAUAAAGUGCCUGUGGCUGCUAUAAGAACCAGGAUACAGCAUGGUUCAAUGAAGCAGAGGGAUCACAAAAACCGACGAAUCAAGAAGCCUGAUUACAAAGUUGCUUAUGUACAGCUGGCUGCGGGACAGACCUUUCAAUUUCCAGACUUGUUUCCAGAAAAAGAAGAAGUCAUUGAGCCUGGCUCUUUUGAAGAUACCCAGAAGAAAUUUAUGGAAGAUGAGAGGCAGAGGCAGAAAGGCGACCCCAGGCAAGCAGACGUUCCUACCUGGUUUGGACUUUGAUGGAAGCAGUUUGGAGGGACUCAGACCGUUGCACCCAGUAGGGGUUCUCAUCUUGUACUGUCAUUAUGUGGAUGUCCUCCCCACUUCUAUAAAGCCUUUUGAAAAUACACUGCUCAUACUCCUUUUGUGCAGCAGGAUCACUUCAGCUCUUUCCAUUUCGGUUCAUGAUGUUUCUUUAUGUGGAUGGAAAUGCUAACUGCUCUAUCCACCUCGAAGGCCUUUUCCAUUUAGAUUGUUGCUCUCCCCUUUUCCUGGUCCGAAUAGUUUAUGUCAACUCUGUUUACUGGCGUAUAGAAAGGCUGAGGCAGCCAAUACUGUAACCAUGAGGGCCAUAUGCAAGAUUUGGGGUGAUCUUUGCUAUCUCUGAAAUUGCAGACAGCCUCAUACUUUAGGCACCUCACACUGUUUCAGGGAUGACCCUGUUGGGUGUGUGGGAUUGAUGUGGGCACCAUUAAUUAGACACUGGCAUGAUGGCAUAUUUGGGAGUGGAGGUGUCGCACAAUGUCUUCCUGCAGCCUGAAAGAUCAUUCUGAAUUUUCAAAACAUGUAUACACAAACUGAGCCCCUGACCCAAUAAAAACAACUGCCUUGGCCACUUAGUUAUUGUGUGUGUCGUCAGUGUGUUGGCUUUGUCUAUCAGGAUUCUCAUGUCAUUGCAUAAGGCUGCACUUCUCUCCCCGACUUGAAUCAGUUACAGUGACUUGGGAAAAGGUUGCCAUUUGCCUCGACUCUUGUUUAAAGAAUUCUUUGCGCUU